GCAUGUAGCAAUGUGCUUGAAAUUUGCUACAAUGAAAGUCUGAAAUUUCAUGCACACCCUCUUUCUUCCAGUGCCUUUAUUUGCUUGAAGUCAUGGGUCAGCUGUUCUCUUUAUUUAAGAGUGCAUACGAAUAUUUGGACUCCAGCUUUAGAGAACGUUUCAAUAAAUAUGAGCCGGAAGACAUAAUCAUUCCACAGAAAAUCAUCAAUUCGGUUGAAUUAAGGAUGAGAAAAGGGAACAUUCAGGAGGCAAACUCUACAAUCAAAGAUGCAUUAAAAGAAAUGGAUAAGACCCUGCUCAAUGUUGCUGUCACCGGGGAUACUGGGUCAGGGAAGUCCACCUUCAUCAAUGCCCUGAGAGGCAUUGGGGAUGAAGAGAGAGGUGCUGCUAAAACUGGGGUGGUAGAGACAACCAUGGAGAUUUCUAAAUACACACACCCCAAUAUCCCAAAUGUGGUGUUUUGGGACCUGCCUGGGAUUGGAUCCUCAAAUUUCCCACCAAAAACUUAUCUGGAGAAAGUGAAGUUCCAUGAGUAUGACUUCUUCAUCAUUGUUUCAGCCACACGCUUUAGGCAAAAUGAUAUAGACCUCGCCAUAGAAAUCAGCAUGAUGAAGAAGGAAUUCUACUUCGUGAGAACCAAGGUGGACUCUGACUUAAGAAAUGAAGAGGAA
Messenger RNA from Mastomys coucha (southern multimammate mouse), 671 nucleotides. RefSeq names its product interferon-inducible GTPase 1-like. The annotation marks the transcript as partial. Gene Ontology annotation, molecular function: GTPase activity; GTP binding. The record is from RefSeq and is a predicted model, not a curated record. Gene Ontology annotation, cellular component: endoplasmic reticulum membrane. Gene Ontology annotation, biological process: defense response; cellular response to interferon-beta. The transcript has a single exon. Lineage: Eukaryota; Metazoa; Chordata; Mammalia; Rodentia; Muridae.